UGCUUUCUUGGCUCCGAACGUGUGGCAGAGAGAGGGCAAUAGUUCGAGAGAGCAGCAAACGUGUGUGUUUGGUGAGAAAGAGGGACAUCAAGCAUGGCACUCGCAGCAAGCAGGCCUGGGCUGGUAAAAAAUACGAAUCCGUCGGGUGGGUUUAGUGUUUAGUCGCUCUCGGUGUGUGCAGCACACAUAAACAAAGUUCCCGGUGAGUUAGCGAUCGACUUGUGCCGUUGGAAGUUUUGUGAUUUUUGUGAUAAAUCGUGCAUAAAUAUUGUGAUGAUGAGCUAUCGGUAUCGAUUUGAUUGGUAAACGAUAGAAUUAAUCAAGUUUUACGCGUUGGUGAUGCCAGUCAAACGAUCAAUCUAGGUCAUAGCCUACUAUAAUGUGCAGUAAGUGAUCACGAUAAGCGCGUGAUUGACACGAAAUCGGCCAAAACGAUCAGCCCGAGCGAUAGCAAUCAAACGGAAAUGUCAAACUUUUAUCGCAAUAGUGCGAUUUUCCCGUGAAGGUGUUUUUCCUUGGUUCUGUUUUGAACUGGCAGUUCGCUCUCUCUCACUCUACCGUGGGGGCUCUUGCAGUGUAUGUGUGUAUACAUGCAUGAGCGAACCAUCUACAGUAGUGAGCAGCAAGUGUUGGUGCAUUUGUGUGUGAGUGGAGUGGCACAGUGGAAAAAAGUGUUGCAAUAUAUGUAUCGUUACCAGGGUUUCGCACGUGCAACCACUCGCCGACAACCUGUCAAACAAAAGUUUAUUUGAGAAGCGAUAUUUUUGCUGGUUCUUUGUUCUGCGCGACCACACUGUAAUUUUAUUCAUGUUUGUAAUAAAUAUUAAAGUUGAAAUAUUUUUCUGCCGAUAAAAGCGAGAAGAUUGUGAACAAAGUUGUUACUUAGCGGAAAGCGAUAAAAAGUCCGAUAGACGCACAGCAGGCGGACGCGUCGGCGGCGGCGGCAGUGUGGGUACGGUGGAAAGUGCAAAUACAAAAUCAGCAUUUCCAUCGCAAUCUAACCGUUUGGAUCUUUUGGUCCUGUGUCUCGUAUUCGGCUGGUGCGGUGGUGAGGUUUUAACUUCAACAACAACGCCAGAAAAAGAGGGAAAAAACAGUGACGAAAUUGCAAUCACGCAGACCAAAAAACAAAUGGGCAUUCAAUAAAUAAAAAUACACAUUUUAUGCGAUUUCUGCCGUAUCUUCCACAAAUGACUCAUAAACAAGCGGCUGAUGCUGUUGCCGGUGCUGCUGCAAGCGAAGCGUCGUCGACCGCAAGCGACAAAUUCGACGCAACCAAAUCAUCAUAAAAACAUAAACGUCAAAAUAAAACACCACGGAUCGCCACCUCGCGAUUUCGGCUGCUCCACAUGAGGCCCGGGCUGAUUCUGGCUGUGCGAUUUCUGCACCAAUCGGUUCUCCAGCCGUGAGCACGUUCCGGAACGGCAUGUUAUCAUCCCCCGAAUAAUGAAAUAAUAACACGAACAACGUGAAAAUAAAUAGCGGCACCGGGUGCGCGGCCAUCUUUGUCACUGUUGGUUAGCGGAACAACUGUCAGCUGUGCUCGUGUAUGCCGUGUUGCUUAUCUGCACAGAUUUUCCUCGAUUUAGGGUAGAGUAGGAGGAAGAGAGCAAAUUUCAUCGCAAAACUAGCAAGUGUUGGAGCAAACAAAAACAACAAUAGUUAGGUGCGAUUGGCAGUAAAAAUUGACCGGUCGUUUCCCGGCUGCUGUCGGAUCGAACAAGCCACGCGCGCGCGGUUUUGUUCGCGCGAGGCUGGUAAAAGGCAACGGUGCGCACUCGAGUCACCGUGGAGACACAGCAGCCGACUAUGACGGUGGAGUUGAGCCUCGAAGCAGUCGUAAUGGGAGACGAUGAGGAAGCUGCUGAUGAGCAGCAAUCGUUACCACAGGAACAGCAAGUGAACUCCUCAUCAAGCGCCAGUAGCAGCAGCACAUCCAACGGCAGCGAAGUUGCACCCGAAACGGAUAUGAUCAAUUCUCAACCGGCAUCAAUCCAAAACGAGCCGGAGGAAGAUCCGUCAAUGGAUCAGGAUACCGCUUCAUCACCAGCGGCCCCUAACAACAGUAGAUCACCUUCAGUUGCAUCACCACCUCCUCCUACAUCUAACACAACUAUGUUCAAACCGGAACCGCAGCAGAAUUUAUCUCCACUGGAGAAGGUGGAAAUUAAAAUUGAACCUGAUAUGUUGGACGAACCCCACCAGAGAUCCCCCGAAGGGACCAAGGACGAGAACAGUAAAUCUCCUAUACUGAGUUCCGCUCAGUUACCCAUGCUUAGACUGAAUAUUGCAUUAGCAUCCGAUCCGGCGGCCAACCCGGACGCUAAAGAUCUUAAAAACAUAACCGCGGCUAAUGAUAGUCAGUUUGAAAAGUCAAUCGAGUCGGAUUUCUCCGGUGCUGCCCCUCCCCCACAGGCAGUAAUUCGAAAACCAAAUAAACCUGAAAUUACGAUUCCGAUAAACGUCGAUCUUCCCCCACGGAUACCGAUGUUCAUGUGUGGACCGUGUGGGAUUCGAUUCUCAUCCGCUUCGACUCUCGAAGCCCACCAAACCUACUACUGCUCACACCGCAAAGAUGCCGACGAAAACAGUGGAGGCGUAAAGAAUGCAAACUCCAACGACCCAAACAGUUCCGAGCCACCGGCAAAGGCGGCCAAAACUGGCAAGCAGUACGCCUGUACCCAGUGUUCGUACAGUGCGGACAAAAAGGUCUCUCUAAAUCGGCACAUGCGCAUGCAUCAGUCAUCACCGGCGCCGAGCUCCAACGCAUCCAAUGGUGACGACAGUACAGCUAGUCAACAGCUUCAGCUACAGUUCCAGGCUCAAGCAGCGGCAGCAGCUGCUGCAGCCGCCGCCGUACUCCAGCAACAGCAACAACAGCCACCUCAGGUCGACCGUUACUGUUCCGAUUGUGAUAUUCGAUUCUCUAGCACCAAGACUUAUCGGGCGCACAAACAACACUACUGCAGCUCCCGGCACAGAGAAGGUCAAUCAAACAACAGUACACCAAAACCUCCACAAAAAUCCGGUUCACAGAGCCCUCCGGACGUCCCGAAAACACCGCCUGUGGCACCGCAACAACCAUUCCUGGCACUACCAACAAACCCUAUAAUAGUGAUCCCCUACUCGCUAAUACGCGGUGCUAGCGUCAUUCCAGGAUUGCUAUCGUCCCUCGCACCAGGCAUUUCAAAUCCGGAGUCUGCAUGCUUCUUUUUCCAAAACGGCACUCUACAACCCAUUGCCGUGUCGCUGGCUUCGGCUACAGCGGCCGCGGCUGCUGCAGCAGCAGCUGCCGCAACAGUCGCCGCAAAUGUUGCCACGUCACAGCAACAACCGCAAGCCCCAUCUCUUAGCCACCAUGGUAAUUCACAAGCAAACUCCGGCAGCUCAAGCUCUCAAUCACGUGUUCAGACACCGAAUGUGGGAAGCGACAACAGCUCCAACAGCACCGGGGAAGUGUUAAAGGCAGUAAACAAGAGAGAAAAUAUUAAAGAAUCUUCAACUCCAUUGGACCUCUCGGUGCGCCGCCUAUCUCCAGGAGGGAAUCUCCGCGAACGAUCGCUCUCCCUUUCCUCAGCCAUAUCAGUCGACCAGCUCCGGAUGGAUUUCGACAACCUGAUGGAGGGUAAAGAGAAUCUCUCGGUCAGUGGCGAUUCGAUCACCCCGGAACAGAUCGUAUGCGCACCAUCGUUGCCGGGAAGUCCUCCACUCACACCAUCACCCAAACGUCGCUCGAACAGCCCGCGUGGAGGUGGUGGCUCCGGUGGAAGUGUCACUGGUUCCCGAAGUGACCGCGAAGGAUCUGUCUCAAUAUCUCCACUCACGCUGCAGCAGCAACAGCAACAGUUACUAAUGCGUCCACUACUCCCCGCUGACAUUGCUCUGCGUCUUUCAGCCGGCGACCCAGCUCUCAACUUGAACCUCAACAUUCUCCCCAACUCUCCACUACUCACCAAGCAGGGCGUUGAGCUGGCCCUUCGGCUAUCAUCCACGGUCAACAGCAACAACGUUGAUCACAUGUCCCACAAAAAUCUCCCUCAACCACAAAUGUCUCCUCUGUUGAACAGCAUCUCGCCGACCAACAGUGUUCAGGUGCCAGUCCUAUCCAGCACUCCGCAGAUCUUCGUCAAACAAGGUGAUUCCAAGUGCAAAGAGUGCAACAUCGUGUUCUGCAAGUACGAAAACUUUGUAGCCCACAAGAAACACUACUGCUCGGCUCGAAAUCUGGACGGCGAUGGUGACAGUUCGAAGGUCAGUCCACCGAUUUCACCUCAAGCGGCUAGCCCUUCCAAUACGAGCGGCAGUGCAAACGCAGGCGGUACGCAAAGAUCGACCGGUCCGGGACAGGCCAUGGCGUACCAGCAGCUGAUUUGCGCAGCCUGCGGUAUCAAGUUCACCUCGUUGGAUAAUCUCAGUGCUCAUCAAAUGUACUACUGUCCGAAACGGGUUGAUGUGCAGAUGCCGACCAAUGUAACACCACAAAAGGAGAGAUGCUCCAAGUGUAAAAGUAUGCAUGAACCAGGCCAGGCAUGUACUGUGGCGGGUCAGGGUGCCUACAAGUGUCCUAUUUGCGAAGCUAUAAGUCCAAACUCAACGGAAGCUCGCCGCCAUAUGGACACUCACGGGGGCGUGAAGGCUUUUCGGUGUACCAUCUGUCGGUACAAGGGGAAUACCCUACGCGGCAUGCGUACCCACAUCCGCAUGCACUUCGACAAAAAGUCCAACGACUUUAACGAGGAGAACUACAUCACCUGCAUCCUGGAGGAGAAUGGUAUCGAAAUUCCACCAGCGGCUGCCGUUGCAUCAGCAACAGCAGCUGCUGCAGCCGCCGCGCAGCUCAUGAACCAAGCAGCCGCGGCGGCUCAAGCCGCUAGUCAAUCUCAACAGCCACCGUUACCUCCGCCACCGCUAGUCGGCGAUAAUAAAAUUAAUCAGGCGGCCCACGGUGGACAGAUGAAUUUCUGCGAACUGUGUCCAUAUUAUUCGACUUACAAAAUUAAUGUGGCAAAACAUAUCAAAUUUGUUCAUAGCCGCGAGCGGCCACCAAGCAAUUCUCCCUUGAUCGGCGAAGGUGGCGAAUCAUUGAUCUUCAACGGUGACAGUGGUAGCUCUACACCUCGACCACCGGUUAGCAGCACUCCUGGACCAUCGGCCAACAGUGUCAUAAAAACUGAACCAGAAGACGACCGACCGGAGGAUCCCGAUGUGGACGUUGACGUCGUUAUGGAAGAACCGGAAGUCAUAAUAAAAACAGAACUCUCGGAACCGCACGGAUCUGGUCCGAUGGGUUCUCCACCGCCUCCGGCACUAGUUCCGAGUCAAUCUCACCAGCUGAAGCUGAAAUCUCUAGCCGCCAGCAGCCACGGCACUAUCGUCAAAAACUCCCCCAGCCAUCAGCAACAAGCCAAGACCCCAUCACCACCGUCCUUCCUGGGGGAAAUCAACCACAGUGGUCCUAACUAUUGUGCCCCAUGCGAUAUCACCUUCAACUAUGUCGAUACGUACAUUGCUCACAAGAAAUUCUACUGUAAAAAUAUCCAGCCGGAGAGCGGGUCUUCAUCGGUAGGUGGUGCUCCGACUAGCAUCCGGGCGGCUACUAGCGGCUCUCCGAACAACGUUGUCGCAGUAACCAGAGCAACCAAAACUUCUGUCUAAACUAUAUAGCGUUCGCCGUCGAGGUUCGUUUCCAAUGCACCUUAGGGAAAAAUCAAUAAGUGGGGAAGAGGCAAUUGUAUACGGAAAACAAUCGAAAAAUAAUUGAUAUGAUGAAUUUACAAACACACAGAAAAAUGUAUACGGUUUUAUCAAAUUAUCGUUAACGCAGAACCGAAAUCAAGACACACAAGCAUUAAUAUACAUUGACGUUACUGUGUUAUAUUUGUAAUAACUGACCUAUAGAUUUAGCACUGGAAUCUUAACAUUCUAACAGUUAGUCUUACUAAUCUUGAACGUAAUAGUAAUUAUGAUAAACUAUAUCCUUAGAAGCUCAAAAGCUGUGUAAAAUAAACAAUUACAGAUGCAAAAGUGUAAUAACUAAAGGCACGUUGAUCGCCGUUGACCUUCGCCCUACGACGGUUUUAUGAGUUAAUUUUCGGUUCAAACCAGCAACAGCCGUUUUGUUUUAUUAAUUAAUUGUAAUGUUUUACCAAAGUUAGCGCGUUGUUUUCAAAUUUUCUGUUUUAAGUUUCAACCAAUACGUAUGACUUCCAAUUUGAAUCAAGACUUAAGCGAUGUUUGCAUUUAUAGUAGCAGUUUAUUGUAAGCAACUACACUACCAUGUAAAUCUGUGUAAAAAAUUAUAGCAAAACGCCCGUCGUUGUAAGUCAUAAACUCGAAUUUACCUACUAAAGUGAAAUAAUCUGUGUAGCAAGUAAUGAUAUAAAGUUAAAAUUCCACAUUAGAAACACUUUUUACCAAUAGUAAACUACAGAUUUCCCUUUCAGCUGCUGAAAAAGCUUGUAUAAUACAAUUAAAUCGCGGAAGCAAAAUGCCAUAUAAAAACCUACCAUACACUACUAUUUUAUCACUGAUACAACGCUAUUUUUUCUUGUUUCUGCUAAACGAAACAAUGCGGCUUCAAAUACAAUAGUUUAUCCGCCGAAAUCCUAGUAUCAAAAUCAUACACUCCGAAAAGUAAAGGUGUAAAUUCGAUGUAAAAUCCAUAUGUUUGGCGUCUGUUAUGGUUAAAAACAACAACAUAACAGCAAAUGACAAUAAAUUAUUAUUUAUCGACUAAAAAGCGAAUUGUGAAGAGAUGUGAAACAAAAUCAUUGUAGAUGCAUAAUAAUUGAAGCAAAAUCAUAACAAAUGGAACAGAGGAAAAACGUUCGAAAAUUGAAGAAUAAAAGUG
Messenger RNA from Topomyia yanbarensis, 6850 nucleotides. It is a transcript of the gene ush, whose product is annotated as zinc finger protein ush. The transcript is spliced from 9 exons. Gene Ontology annotation, biological process: positive regulation of transcription by RNA polymerase II; negative regulation of transcription by RNA polymerase II; cell differentiation. The record is from RefSeq and is a predicted model, not a curated record. Gene Ontology annotation, cellular component: nucleus. NCBI's taxonomy places the organism in Eukaryota, Metazoa, Arthropoda, Insecta, Diptera, Culicidae. The coding region runs from base 1810 to 5655 and encodes 1281 amino acids. Gene Ontology annotation, molecular function: RNA polymerase II-specific DNA-binding transcription factor binding.